AUGUAACGUAUAUUGACAUGAACUAUUCUCGACAACGGCUUUACAGGGCAAGCAUUUCAUUAUUUGUGAGUAGGACUUUAUUAAAAGAUAUUUUACAAAUCGAAUACAAAACAAAUUUAAUUAAUUACCGACUUAAAUUAUUAAAUAAACAAUCAACAACUAGUGAUAAGUAUACACAAACCGAAGCGAACCAUUUCAAUGCCUGUGAGGUUAAAGAAUAUUCUCGUAUUAAUAUGGACGCCAAUCAGAAUAACAAUUAUACUACUACAAACAAUAAUUUUCGCACCUAAUCAUAUUAACAUAUUACAUCAAAAUAUAAAUGGCUUAUUGGGAAAGUCAGAUUGUCUAUCUGUAGAGUUACAUAAUUUAGAGAACAAAAAUGAAGCAAUUGACGUAAUUUGUAUAACUGAACACAAUAUGAUGAAAAGUGAUACAAGCCUAUUAAAAAUACCCAAUUAUACAUUAGUCACUCACUAUUCUAGAGGUAACAGACAUGGCGGAUCGUGUAUCUUGGUACGUAAGAAUCACAGAUACAAGGUUAUGAAUGAAAUAGAGAGCUUAAGUAUCAGUAAUAUUAUCGAAUGUACAGGGAUGGAAUUGACAGAUUAUAAUAUUUUAAUUAUAUGCAUUUACAGACCUCCAAAAGUGACCCAGGAAUCUUAUGAAACUUUCUUUGAAACUUUAAACAAUUUAUUAAGCAUGUAUUGCUUCAAAAAAAGAAAGAUAGUGUUAUGUGGAGACUUUAAUAUUGACAUGUUGAAAGCCGAUAAAUAUUCUUUCGAAUUUAAACAGUUAUUACAAGGAUUCAACUUAAAGUUAGCAAUCAACGAUCCAACGCGUCUAUGUAGUGGUACAUGUAUUGAUAAUUUUGGACAUAAUAUGAAAGACUGUAAAACUCGAAUACUUGAAUUGGCUCUCUCAGACCACACAGCGCAAUUAUUGAUGUGUCCGGUCUCAGAGAAGUUUGGUAACCCAUAUUGGUUUAUAAUGAAGCGUGAUUAUAGUAAAGAAAAUAUAGAAAAAUUUAAGCAUUGUCUAAUGGCCAUCCAUUUCAAAGACGUAUAUAAUACUAACAAUCCAAAUACUGCAUUUAAUAGUUUUUUUGAUGAAUUUAAGUUAUUUUAUGACAUGUGUUUCCCAUUGAUGAGAAUCAGAAUGCGUUCUUAUCAACGACCUAAAUGGAUUACAAAGGGUAUUAUAAAAUGCUCUAGACAGAAAAGAAAACUGCUUUGGAAAUACAGAAAAGAUCCAAAUCUUCUCAAUAAAAAGUGCUUCAAAACCUAUUCAAGUAGACUAAAAAAUAUAAUGAAAUUAACAAAAAAAGCACAAAACAAUUACUUUAUUAAGACAUCUAAAAACAAAACGAAGGCCACCUGGACAAUAAUUAAUGAAUAUAAAAAUAAAACUAAGAAUUAUAUAACACAAAUUAACAACGAUCACAAAAAAAUAACUGAUCCUAAUAGAAUAGCGGAAUUAUUUAAUAAUUUUUUUAUUGAGCAAGUUAAACCGCAUGAUAAUUUCAAAGCAAGAAAUAUGACAUCGAAUAAUAUGAUAGUACCGUAAUAUGUAGUGAUGAGAAUUCGAAUGAACUUGAAAUAAAUAUUAACAAUACAAUAAAAAUAUUAAUAGACUGGCUAAAGGAAAAUAAUUUAAAGAUAAACUUAGAUAAAACACAUUUUAUGAAUUUUAGUAAUCGUCAAAAUAAUUUGACAUCUUUUAAUAUCGAUUUUAAUGGAAAAAAAAUAAAUGAAGUGAAAAUUACGAAAUUUUUGGGAUUAACGAUUGAUAAUAACCUGACAUGGAAACAUCAUAUAGAAAAUAUUAAUAGCAAAAUAAACCAAUUUUCAUACGCAUUACGCAUGUUGUCUAAGAUUGUUAAUCAGACAGCGGUAUUGACUGCAUAUCAUGCAUAUGUUGAAUCCUUACUAAGGUAUGGUGUCAUAUUUUGGGGCAAUUCGACAUAUAGAGAUAUAGUCUUCAAGACUCAGAAAAGGUGUAUUAGAUCUAUGUGCAAUUUGAAAAGAACUGAUACAUGUACGACUUCAUUCAAAAGACUGAAUAUCCUGACUUUUCCAAGCCUUUAUAUUCUUGAAACAAUGUUGUUUGUGAAAAAGAAUAAACUUUUAUUUGAAAAGUUAAAAAGUGACCGUAAUACCGAUAAAAUUCGCGUUCAGCCUCACGUCACAGCAUUAUUUGAUAAAAGUUUUUUCGGUAUGGUCUCUAAAAUAUAUAAUAAAUUCCCGAAAGCAUUUAAGGAAAUAAACAGUUUAAAUGUAUUUAAGAAAAAAGCAAAAGAAUAUUUGACAGCCAAAUGUUACUAUACGUUGCAUGACUACUACAGUGAUAAAUAUUAGACAUGCAAUUUAAUUAUUUUUAUUGACAUUUUUUACAUUUUAUUAUUAUUAUUGACAU
Galleria mellonella (greater wax moth) is the source of this 2412-nucleotide messenger RNA. RefSeq lists its product as uncharacterized. The record is from RefSeq and is a predicted model, not a curated record. NCBI's taxonomy places the organism in Eukaryota, Metazoa, Arthropoda, Insecta, Lepidoptera, Pyralidae. The transcript has 2 exons. The coding region runs from base 199 to 1563 and encodes 454 amino acids.